Messenger RNA from Miscanthus lutarioriparius, 786 nucleotides. NCBI's taxonomy places the organism in Eukaryota, Viridiplantae, Streptophyta, Magnoliopsida, Poales, Poaceae. The record is from the annotation of a GenBank genome assembly.
AUGGCUACUGGCAAGGCCUACUUAAUCUAUGCUGAACUGUUGACAGGUGUUUCAGGAAAGCCUUGGUUUUCGCAAAUCAGUCAAUCUGUGCCACAGAUUAAAAAAAGGAAGCUUUCAAAGAACUAUUUGUAUGAUGUGGAGAUUUAUUCAAGCUCAACUGACAGUUAUAUGGAAGCUUCUAUUGAGUCAGGAAGAUACAAGUUUCUGGAGUCACCAAAGUUAGCAUCUAGUUCCACAACAGUAAUUUCUGAGGAUGAGAAUGCGAGUGUCAGGAGCUGGAGGGAAGAAUUUAGAGUUAAAAUUGAUUCAGAACAGUUGACAAUACCAGUCACACUGAUGACUUUAUCAUUCUUGGAACUAUCAUUUGUCAGUAUGACAAGGCUUUCCGGUGACAGGUGUGGAAAGGCAACAAAGGAAGAAGCUAUAGAUUUUGAGAAUGUCAGUGGAUGUGCAAGACCAGGAAUUAUGCUAGCUCUUGUAGGGGGUGCUAAUGGAAGUGUAGCUACACUGCUAAAGUGCCUUUCAGGUAGGACACCUCUAGGUGGUAGUUUUACUGGAGAUAUCCGAGUCAAUGGCACCAAACCCUCUGCUGAUUUCUCAAGAAGAGUGGGCUAUGCUGAGCGGCUUGAUGCACAUCAACCUUACCUCACCAUACACGAGUCACUUCAAUUCAGUGCCAGCCUUAGACUAACAAAUCGCAUAAGCGAAGCAAGAAGGCAUAUGCAUGUUGAGUUAGUUCUUGAUCAGCUGGGCUUGCAGUAUUAUGCCAAUAACUUGGUUCCCUGA